Messenger RNA from Bicyclus anynana (squinting bush brown), 5324 nucleotides. Its product is annotated as sodium/hydrogen exchanger 10-like. The transcript has 22 exons. Gene Ontology annotation, molecular function: sodium:proton antiporter activity. The coding region runs from base 128 to 4105 and encodes 1325 amino acids. Gene Ontology annotation, cellular component: membrane. The record is from RefSeq and is a predicted model, not a curated record. Lineage: Eukaryota; Metazoa; Arthropoda; Insecta; Lepidoptera; Nymphalidae. Gene Ontology annotation, biological process: proton transmembrane transport.
AAUUUUUCAAUUUCCUGCGAAUUUAUUUUUAUUUUUCGUUUGUAAGAACCGAUCCGACCGAAAGAAUGAAGAAAAAAAAUAUAUUGAAAUCGGUUAAGUAAUUGAAUGUCAAUCAAAACAAAUCAAUAUGGUCUUGAUCAGUCAUUUGAACACCAUGAAAACAAUUCUUAUAAUAAUUUAUUUUCUUAUAUCAAAUGUUGCUACUGACGUCUAUUCAAAAAGACCAAACAAUACUAUUAAUGAAGAAAUAUAUUUCGAUAAUCCAUAUAGACCAUCUUUGGCCUACCCUACAUCCCUAGGAUUCCUUUUUAUAUUCUCAACUCUUCUUAUUGGUGCUGUUAUAAGAUGUCUGAUGCUAUGGACAAGCAUGUGCAUCCCGUACCGAGUUGUGAUGUUCUCUGUCGGAGGAAUUGCUGGAUUCUGCGCCCAUAGAUAUCCGUUCUUCAAACCAGUUGUUCAGAUAUGCUACGUAGACGUCGAUUUGCUUCUACUCAUAUAUUUGCCAAUAAUAGUUUUCUAUACAUCAUAUACAGUAGAUUCUCAUUCAUUUUGGAAAAGCUUCCCUCAAAUCUUAUUAGUUGGAGUGCCUGGUGCAUUAUUAACUGCAUUAAUGGUUGCGUUCAUGGCUUUUUACUUGGUUGAACAAACAUGGAAUUUCCCAACAGCUCUUUUAUUCGGAGUUAUAUGUUCCCCAAUAUAUCCGAUGGAAGUUGUGAAAAAAUUAAAAGAAAUGUCUAAAGGAAAGUAUAUUAUUGUUCUGCUUUUGGGAGAGGGAUUGAUUGGGGAUGCGACUGCGAUGAUAGAAUUCACUGCUGUCUACGGAUAUUUGGCGCUGGCAGUAACGAAAGCUUCACAGCUAUCGUUGCUACUUUUACGUUUUGCCGGAGGUGGUGCAUUAUUGGGGAUUGUUAUGGGAAAAACUAUGUCUACAUUUUUGUCAUUAACGUAUUACGAUUUUCUCUGUGCUGUGACUGUGACGUUGGCAGGGGCGUAUAUAACGUUUUAUAUUGGCGAGAAGUAUUUCUACGUAUCUGGAUUGUUGGGGACAGCGAUAGCAGGUGUGAUGGUUAGCCAACGCAAAUCGACUCUCGCUGCAGAGGUUGAACAAGUUGUUUCCUAUUUCUGGGGCGUCUUAGUACAUAUUGCGAACACUUUAAUCUUCACAAUCGUUGGCGUUGUUAUAUUUGAGAAAGUCAGCUACAUCAUCAGCGUUCGCCAAGUGGCAUUAAUUUUCGUCACAUAUACCACGGUGUACUUUUCUAGGUUAUUAGUGUACGCUAUUAUGACUCCUAUCUUAAGACAUAUUGGGUAUGGAAUGUCUUGGCAGCAUUCGAUAGCUUGUGUAUGGGGAGGGCUGCGGGGUCCACUGUCCCUUUGUUUGGCGUUGAUGGUACUGCAAACCCCAAUUGUAGGGGACGCAGGUGAAAUAUUCAUAAUUCAGACAGCAGGCUUGGUAAUUCUGUCUUUGCUGAUUAAUGCAACGACAAUGCACAAACUGUUAAAAGUUCUUGGAUUGGCUGAAAUAUCUUUGGCAAAGAAGGCAAAUAUGACCAACUGUGUCAAGAGGAUAAUGUCGACAAGAGAUCGCUGCAUUUCCAUGUUGAAAAUCGACAAAUUUCUGGCUGAUGCGAACUGGGAUCUUGUCCAAAGUGGUACAACAAUAAAACAUCCAUACCAAAUUCAAAUGUCUCGGGACGAUGAUAUCGAUGAUGAUACUUACAUGGGUUACCGCUAUACUACCUGUCCAGACUGUGAGAGAGAAAUACCAAAUGAGCCUACGAAAAAGGAGUUUGCAGAAAUGAUGCGGGAGGCGAAUCAGCGUGUCUUGAAAGCAAUGAAAAUAUCUUACUGGCGUCAAUAUGAGCAUGGUAAGAUUAGCAAGGAUGGAGUCAGGACUCUAGUGCAAGCAGUUGAAGUGGCUACUGAUGCAGAAGAUGGACGAAUCAACUUGGAUCAACUGGGAAAUUUAUGGAAACCAAAGGCGUAUGCAGUAUGGCUUCGUCGUAAGUUAGUAGACAUGAUGAUGCCAGACCCUGCAAAUGCCCAAAUACCACGAACACCAUGGCGUCAGUGUUGUUUCACCCUAGUUUCUAGUAUGUGGUUUGAUGGCUUUAUUUAUCUGAUGAUAUUGCUGAACACCCCGGUCAUUCUUUGUGAGGUGCUAAUGAAAGCACCUGUUGCACAAUCCGUUACCUUUACUGUCAAAUUGCUUAAUUUAUACUUCUUCAUUGUUUACUUCAUGGAAAUGGUUUUGAAAUUUUUUGGUCUCACAAUUCGUGGGUACUUCAGGUCGCACUGGAAUAAGUUAGACUUCUUUAUCAUUGUUAUGGCUACAUGUGAUAUAAUCCUAGACAUAAUAGAUACACUAACGCCGUGGGAUAAGUGGAACAAUUUAAACUCAAGCGUACUUACGGCCACAAAGUUAUUAAGAAUGCUGCGUUUCCUGAGAUUGUGCAAGUUAGCUAGAGUAUCGGUACCCAAAGUUAUGUCUUACAUUGAUCGAAUGAUUGAUUUACAAUUAGCUUUUGGUUAUGACGUUGGGAAAGGGUUUGUUACUGGUGAGCAGGAAGUAUGUAGUCUUCUCCCACAAUUAGUUGAUAAUAAGCAAAUACAAGAAACUCUUUUUAAUAAACUAGAAAUUGAUAGAUUAACGGUAACACGCCAGUUAGGAUUACUACAAAGAGAUCGCCCGUGGACGGCUAUUACAGUUAAAACGAGGCAAGCUACUACAUCGACUUUAAAUAUUAUGUUACUUGAUGCUAUGCAACUAAAGGAAGAAGGCUUCUUAGAUGAAAUGGAAUAUCAAUUGCUUCUUAAUGCUAUACAAGAAAAGGUGCAAAUGUGUCGUCACAAAGGAAGUUUGGUUGCUCCCGCUUCGCCAGAGACUCAGCUACGAGCAGUGUCUUGGUUGCAAGGAAAUGAACGUGUUGCUGAUUUUUUCAUUGAGAAUUCUGAAAUUCACAACUACAACAUCAAUGAUAUACUUAUAUCACGAGGUGACCACCCAAAAGGUCUAUACAUUUUAGUAUCAGGUCUUUGUGAAGCCACUUACAUCCCACCAGAAGAAGAUUUAGAUGAAGCUAUCCCUAAUUAUGAAUUCAGAACAGAUCUCAAGUUUGCGGAACCUAGCAAUGAUUAUAUCGUUUCUGGAAAUGCUAUUGGAGUUUUGGGAGUCCUUACAAAUCGCCCGUACAGUUACACAGUACGGUGUGAUUCUGCGGUACAGGCAUAUUUCAUAACGAUGCCUAUAGUCAAAGAAGGUUUCAAUCUUGCACCGCAUCCUAUUAUGGGGUUAGAAGCGUCAAUGUGGCGGGAAAUUGGUAUAAAGUUGUCGAUGAUGAUCCUUCCCAUGGUACCGGCGUACCACGGAUGGUCUAUCGAAAAAAUCAGCAUGCGAUUAGAACAUGGCUUCGUACCUUGCCUGAAGGCUUUUAAGAUAUUCGUGGUUAACGAGCUGAUGGAAGAUAUUGUGCUACUUGAUGGCGUGUGCCAAGACAUGGCCACAAGAGAGGUGUUCCAACCGCCAUGUUAUAUUCCACGAACCGCUCACCGUUUAAUAUUCCCCAAGUCUUCUCAACUGUCAGUAAGUAGCUCUUGCCCAGAGACAAAGCUGUUGAUCAUACCAGCCAAGGAUACAGAUGAGCUGGACAUCAUGGAGGACGAGAUAGAUGAUCUGCAAUGUGAACUGGUAUCAAACGUAUCCUCUCGAUGUUUGUACCAUAAAGUGAUCAGGAAGAUAUCGUCAGAUACAAGAGGUAAAAGCUCAAUCAGGUUAAGAAACAAGCGACGCCGGGGCGCCAAGCGAGUUAACUAUAGGGAGUCCGUUUGGGGAAAUAAAAUAUCAACGCCAAAUGUCCCUUCAGUGAACAACAGCACCCACAGUGAAAGGGAGCUAAAUUCUAAAUAUUAUAAACCAAGUUAUGUCGACAUGCCUGAGAAACUUGAACAGCCCAAGCGAAGAUCUUCAGAAUUGAGGCCUCAUCAGGCUCUGUCAUUGGUGGAUCCUACUCAGGGCUCUUCGAUGCCGCAACAAAUGUCUGAAGUUGAGCUUUACAACACGGUGCUUUCCAAGAACAAACGGAGGUCCACGGAGAAAAAUAAAUGAUUUUUUUAUAUAAAUAAAGGUAUUUUCAUACCAUUGUUAUUUAAUUUGUAAGUAUAACCUUCCAAUUUAUAACAUCAGAGGGCCUAGUGGCAGUUUGAUACUGUGACGAUCACGUUAACGUAAACGCGAAUUUCUAAAUCUAAGGAAUAGAAACAGUGCCAUCUAGUGGCACUACUGUACAACUGUUUCAAUUCCAUACAAAUUCGCGUUUACGUAAAUGCGAUAGUUACAGUAUGAAAACAUUGAAAACCCUCACUAGGCACUCUGUUUAGUGGUUAACAAUUUUGGCUACGUAUCAUCGUGGUCUUGGUCCUGGGUUUGAAUCUCGGGUUAUGAAAUUUUCUCGUUCUUAUAUUUGUUGAAUAAUGUCAACGCCCCACUAGAUAUCUAACUUUAGAAAUGAACAAUUUCAAAAAUUGCGCAAUCAACGGGAAUUGAACCCAGGUCUCUGAGUAAUGUUGCUUGAGCUUUCUAAAUAGCAGCCUGGAAUUGAGAAGUCCGCGUUGUAGCCAUGCCUCGUAAAGCACUUUAUACCUACCCCUCGUGUGUGUAUCACGCUUGAGAAGAUUGAUUUUGAAACACCUGUGUGUGGAUCAAGCUUCUAAAGAUUGAUUUCAUACUCAUAUCAUUUUGACCUUUUUUUUGUUGUUUUAACCUAUUCUUGUCACACUCUAACUUAUUUCACAUGUAGUAAAAAGAACAAGGAUGGCAUAUAAUCACUCAUAACCUGUACAAAACACGUCUGUGAUUAGUACUGACAGUUUUUAAAACCGCGCUCUAGGAGCGCGGUCUACAGACGAGGAUUUCAAAAUCAUAUUUUUUUUUAAUCUUUGUACAUUAGGAGUGUUUUAUUCUUUGGUAGAGUAAAAUAAUGUAUAGAAAAAGUAAAAAACCAAAGACAAUCUAGAAAUAAAGGUAAAAAUUUAAAUUAUAGCGCGUUUUGUGCGACAGUCGGGCAACUAUCGCGCGUUCGGAUUUCAAAAUUUUAUUGAAAAUUACUUGUUUUUACUGCAUUAUUACAUUUAUUAAUUAAAAUUAGCUUGUUUAAUAACAAUUCCAACAAAAAAAUAUAUUUAAAUAGCUCCUAUAGUACAUUUUAAUGUAAUCGGGCGUUUUAAACACGCGUGACCUUGGAACGCUCGACUUUUAAAGAUGGCUCCACAGUUGGUGCACUUAGAAAUCCGACGACACAGUGGAGAGGUUAUAGUAUGAUUGCGUU